AUGUCAGAUUUCUUUCUUUCUUUCUUUCUUUCUUUCUUUCUUUCUUUCUUUCUUUCUUCGCCAUCCAUUCCGUUCAUUCAUAAUUUUCUCAAUCAAUCAUUUCAUCUUUCUUUCUUUCUUUCUUUCUUUCUUUCUUUCUUUCUUCGCUGUCCAUUCCGUUCAUUCAUAAUUUUCUUUCAUUUCAUCUUUCUUUCUUUCUUUCUUUCUUUCUUUCUUUCUUUCUUUCUUUCUUUCUUUCUUCGCUGUCCAUUCCGUUCAUUCAUAAUUUUCUCAAUCAAUCAUUUCAUCUUUCUUUCUUUCUUUCUUUCUUUCUUUCUUUCUUUCUUUCUUUCUUUCUUUCAUCAGUUACAUUAUUUUCCUUAUCUAUCAAUUCAUCCUGUUACCGUUUCCCGCCCUCACACGGAUUUUCUCUCCAGUUCAGUUUUUUCUUUUUUCUUUCCGUCACCUUUUAUUUUUUUUUAUUUCGUAUUCGUUUCAGUUUUCUUCCUUUCUAUUUUGACAAUUUUCCCUUUUUCUUUUAUUUAUAUUUCCACUCGAAAAUUUCUUCUUUUCUUUCUACCAUUUCAUCUUUCUUCUCCUCUUAAUCCUUUUUUCUUCUUUCAUUCCUUUCUUUCUAAUUUCAUCCAUUUCUUUCGUCUUCUCUUUCAUUCUUUUAACUCUUAUUUCCAAUCAAACGUGCCUUCUGGCUGCCCAUCCUUUCUUCAAAUUCUCAGCGGCGCCAACUUUCGCCUUUUCUCAUUCCUUACUCUCACAGAUUUCUACCUCUCUUUCAACUCCCUCCCACCAACUCGUUCCUGUUGUUCCCGAUGCAACCCCCCCCCCACAUCGUAA
Molecule: messenger RNA, 831 nt
Organism: Acanthosepion pharaonis
Lineage: Eukaryota; Metazoa; Mollusca; Cephalopoda; Sepiida; Sepiidae
Source: the annotation of a GenBank genome assembly